Neurospora crassa OR74A is the source of this 1908-nucleotide messenger RNA. RefSeq lists its product as hypothetical. The coding region runs from base 78 to 1829 and encodes 583 amino acids. The record is from RefSeq and is a predicted model, not a curated record. The transcript has 5 exons. NCBI's taxonomy places the organism in Eukaryota, Fungi, Ascomycota, Sordariomycetes, Sordariales, Sordariaceae.
CCAGGGUCCAGCUUCGUGAUUCCGUUCCUUUGGGCUGGCCGUCUUUUUCCCGCAUUACAACCGCAACCUUCACAGUCAUGAAUCAACCGCCCAUUGAGGAUAUACGACGACAAAAUGCCUUCAUCAUUGUCUCGGCCGUCAUGAUAGUCGUGGCCCUGCUGUUCGUCAUCCUUCGGUGCGUCAGCAGGUUCAUCCUUAUCCGAACUCCUGGCCCAGAUGACUACUUUAUCAUUGCUGCUAUGACCCUCACUCUUGGUUAUCUCGUCAAUGUCAUCCUCGCUGCGCAGAAUGGCAUCGGCCUGCCCAUGUCGACACUCACUCUACAAAACAUGGUCAACUUCCUCAAAAUCGUUCUCGCCAUUGAAGUCAUGUACUAUGUCAACGUCUUUUGUAUCAAGGUGUCCAUUCUCUUUACCUACCUCCGAUUUGCCGUGACACGCACUUUUCGUAAUCUUUGCAUAGGAACCAUCGUCUUGCACGUUGUUUUCGUUCUUGUUUGCAUCUUUACCACUCUGGCACAAUGCCAGCCUAUUCACAAGUUUUGGGACAUUACCGGACAAGUUAAAGGCACCUGCAUCAACACCACCGCCUUCUUUUACUUCACCUCCAGUUUCAACAUCGUCACCGACAUCUGGAUCCUCCUCCUCCCCAUCUCCACCCUCCGCGAAAUUCACCGCCCACCGCGCGAAAAGGUCGCUCUCUUCCUCAUUUUCGGCGUCGGUACCUUCGCCACCAUCGCCUCCAUCGUCCGCCUGCACACCAUCUACACCUACACCCUAGCCAAGGACCCGUUCCACGAGGGAACCAAGGUCAACCUUUGGUCAGUCAUCGAGGUGACCAUCGCCAUUUCGUGCGCCAGUGUCAGCGCGUUGAAGCCCAUGUUUAGCAGACGGCAGCGGAGGCUCACCCUGGGAGCAAUCGGGGGAAGGAGUGGUGGUCAUGGCUACCGAGCCUACGGGACAGGGACAUUUACUGGUACCAAUCACACGGGGAACGGGACUGGAGCAGGGAGUAGGAGUACAGGCACGUGGGCUUUGUCGAAGAAUAAGGGGGGUAUUAACAACGGACUGGGCGCACAAUCCAGCGAAAUCGGAUUACAUGAUGACAUGGAAGACAUGGAGGAUAUUGAGCUACAGAGGCUUGGCUCACAUGCAGAAACUCUUGUCGACGACCAAGUCCAGGCAGAGACGCCAAAAGAGGGGGAGAAGGAGUUCAACCGCCACUGGUCGCAACACUCGUCAUCGGCUUAUUCAAGACAACAACAGCAACAGCAACAGCAACAACAACAACACGCCCGACAACAAUCCACCUCCUCAGGGGCAUUCAUCUCCCCCGCCUCCCCAAAAGGCCAAACAACAACGCCCAACGACAGCGCCUCCUCCUCCUCGAACCUCUCCCCAAUCCAAAUCCAACGACCAAAACCAGCAGCCAUCCCCAUCAACAACCAAACCCGCCCCUUUUCCUUUCCUCCACCACUAUCGCCGAACCAGAUCGCAGUUCACAUGGGAUUGAAAUACCCUGGAUACCAGGGACCUGCUAGUCAGCAACAGCAGCAGCAGCAGCAACAGCAAUACGGCGGUGGCGGCGCUAGUGCUAGUGCUAGGGGAAGGGAGAGGGGCAUGUCUGAGACUGCCUCUGCUACCUCUACCUCUAGGCAGAUGACAAUGAUGGGCGGAGUACAGAGUCAGGGUCAGGGACAGGGUCAGAGUCUGGAUGGUGGGACUUGGGCAGGACUCCAGGGAGAGGUGGUCAGUACAGGUACUAGACCGCGGGACGGUACAGCUACUAGGCCGCCGAUAGGGCCGAGGGCGAGUACGUUUGGGGAGUGAUAAUACUACCUACCUACCUAAUUAAUGCGUGCUGACAUGGAGGUGGAAGGGCAUGCUGCUGCUUAAUAUUAAUACAUGG